This is a messenger RNA of Diaporthe batatas, 2354 nucleotides long. RefSeq lists its product as uncharacterized. Lineage: Eukaryota; Fungi; Ascomycota; Sordariomycetes; Diaporthales; Diaporthaceae. The transcript has a single exon. The coding region runs from base 66 to 1637 and encodes 523 amino acids. The record is from RefSeq and is a predicted model, not a curated record.
CUCGACUCCGUCACCGUACAAAACCCAUCUCACAAAGGCCCUGGCGGCACGUGCUGCCCUGACUGAUGACAUCUGGAACGGCCAACAUGCUUGCAACCAGAUUCAAGCUCCAGUGGCCGAGGGCCACGGCAACGGUGGGCUCUGCCUUUCGAGCUCGAGCACGGUGUUUGGGGACGACGACGACGUCGACGACGACGUCAUCUUCAUCAUCAUCAUCACCAACAACAACAACGACGACGCCCCCAGAAGAGGGGAGCCGAUAUGGGGAUGAGGACCGAGGACAACACAACAGUUCAUCUCGUAUCAGGCGGCCCAGCAAAGGAUCGCGGUCUCCCUACAUGGCCCACGCGUACGAGCCAGAGCCCAUGAGCUACGUGGACCUCCUCGGCCGGGCCACCUCCUACCCCAGGUGGGGCCUCCGCCGGGCCAUCGCCCGUGCCCGGGCCAUGCUGGGGACAGACCAGUACGUCGCCGCCGCCGCGGGCGACACGGCGGCCCCAGAAGCAGGGCCUGCUGAGCGUCCGCCCUCGUCUGAGCCGGAGCGUUCACUGGAGGACGUCCUGAACCGCGCCGCCAUCCGCCUCUCCUACGUGUCCGACAAGCUGGCGCCGGUCCUGUCCGCCGUCGCCGAGGACGUGGCCCAGCGCCGGGUGCCCAGCGGUAACACCAACGACCCGGCCACGCUGCGCACCCACGCCCUCGGCCGCUGGUACGCGCGGUGGCAGCAGCUGAUGUACGAGAGCCGCGCCAUCGGCUGCUACCUCGAGUCCGUCGCCUCCAACACGGAAAAGGCGCGCAGGCAGGUCUUGUCCAGCCGGGCCAGGUGCGUACAGAAGGCACUGCGGGUGCACGAGGACGCCAUGCGCGACCUGCUCCAGGAGUACCGGGGGCCGUUCGAGGCCGCCGCGUACGACAUGGCCGGCGAGCUGAGGGCAGCCCGGCUGGCCGGGGAGUGGCGCCGGGUCUGGACCCUCGAGAGGAGGCUGGCCGCGACCGCGCCCAAGUUCCUGCCCUCCCAGCCCCUCUUGUCGGUCUACAAGGUCAUGCGCGAUAGCCAGGACGGGGUGAUAACCGAGAUCUCCAUGGCCCGGAUGGCCGAGUGGGACGACUCGUACGAGUCCCUCUACGCCGAGGACGCACAAGCCCGGGGCGGCAUGAACCUCGCCAGCCGCUACCGGACCAUCUUCGACGGCGCAAGACACUUGAAGCCAUGGAAGGGGGAAUCGCCCGUAUACAUCCUCAAGUCCCCGACCAGUGACGACAUGGAAUUCCUCGUUCUGCGGCUCGACCAGAGGAUGAGGCCCUCUCCCCUCUGGCCCCAAGAUUGGGAUCCCAUCCGACCGUCCACGAGGCGCGUGGCGGCUGGCGCCAGGUUGGAACUAGCAGAGCCAACGGGUGAGGUGGAACAGCGGGCAACGAACACACCUCCGAACACGAGGCGGCCAAGACCACGUAGGAUUCUGGGUGCGCACAAGGCUCCGAAGACCAAGAACCAAGAGCAACAAGGCUCACCCGACGCGCCCGCCAAAGCCGACACGCCCGCCAAAGCCGACGCGCACGUCAAAGCCGACACGCACGCCAAAGCCGACACGCCAGAGUCACGGCAGGGGUCAUUACGAUCAGACGAGCCCACUUGAGCUACAGUGCGACUGAGCCCAUGUACCCAGGUAGUAUCCCGGCCGCUACAUGUGUGGGAAACUUGUACCAAGGCCCUUGAGGGGCACGGGAAGCCAUCAUUGAUGGCGGUAGAGCAUGUACGUGACGGCGGCCGUGAGGGUGGACAGCCACCCCGUCUCGCAGAGGAAUCCCCUUUAUCAGAUAUCAGGAGGUGUAUUAUAUGUAGAACAAGCUCUCAGCAACGUCACAUGUAAUCAGAUCCCACUGGACAGGCCAGUGCAGACAGUGGCGCAAAUCUGUACUGAACAAGGCUGGCACAUGUGCCAUCGAGUGGAUUCAGUGAAUCCCAUGUACUCAUCGUGCAGCCUCAUUUAGCUGGGACAUGGUAUAAUAAGUCUCGCAAUGCCAGGAUCAAAUGAAAUAUGUGAUAAUACGGUCAAAAGUUGUGGACGUGUAAGAGCUGCAUCCCCGGGUCACCAAGUCUGUAGCAGUUUUAUAAAGACACAUCAGAUAUGGCUUGGUGCACUUAGGGACAGGUGAUGGAUGCAUUAUCGGCCAGACGCAUGUGUUGGGAUUCCUAUUUCAACUGCACCCAGCUGGCAUCCAUGGCGAGAUUUUGUUCUGUGUAAAUGAUCAAUUAGUGUGUGAGCCGCAAGAGUAAAACGUCAUGAGACUGAGAGGAACUUCCCAAAGGUGCAUCGGCCAGUGACAGGCCUGGUAGAGUGGGAUGGAGCAAG